This is a messenger RNA of Micromonas commoda, 1732 nucleotides long. RefSeq lists its product as hypothetical. The transcript has a single exon. Lineage: Eukaryota; Viridiplantae; Chlorophyta; Mamiellophyceae; Mamiellales; Mamiellaceae. The record is from RefSeq and is a predicted model, not a curated record. Bases 76 to 1179 code for a protein of 367 amino acids.
GCGUAGGCUAGCUAGGGCUGCCGCGCCGGCCACACCAGAAACGCUCCCCAACGAAGGUACAAUGAUCGAGCAAAUAUGGUAGAGACUUCGCACGACAGGCACGGAAUAUACCAAAGACGUCACUUUUUUAUCGUGCUUUGCGUCGUUUUUACAGGCGCGGUUUGCACACAGCACUUUUUUCUCCGUGCGUUAGCCAACUUGCGUCCGACUCGCCAUUCCCACAAACUCUUGCCCGCCGAGCUUCAAAAUGUCAGCGGCCCAGAUGACACAGAAGAGUUCUCGCGCGAUGUGACUUGCAUAGAACCUGGUCUUCCUCGAGGUGCUUUCCAUGUCGUCAUCGCUGGUUGGGAUUUCGUGGAACAUUUUGCCGACCACUACCUUUGGGAUCUAGGUUUGACCAACGCACUUUUCGUCCUGUACCGACGCACAAGGCCAGAAUUGCCACCCAGGAUUUGGAAGGGGCCAUGCGGUAUGAGAGGUCAAGAGAUCGUGAUGCUGCCAAAUCGGGGCUUGGAAGCUUCCGCUUUUUACGACUACUUGAUAAAACAUUUUGAUAAUCCUCCUCUGGGUUUAGCUUUCUUACACGGUCACGCCGCUAUCAGUUGGCACACCUCUUGCGAGUCGGUGCUUUCGAGAGUUUUUUUAUACUACAACAAGGUCCAUGAUGCAGAUGAGAUGGACAUCCCAAACAUGUUAACGUUAACGAGCAAAUCAGAUGGUAGGAAUAUGAAACCAUUCGAAUGGUUCGGAGGGAGAAAGCUUCUAGACGGCAAGCUGGCAUCUUCAAAUGCAAAGCGCAUCGAAACAUUAAAUUUGUGCAAAGCCAUCCUUAGUGAUAUUUCCACAAGGGGGAAUAACAUUACGCAAUUUGUAGGUUCCGCUGUGCACCGACCAGAAACGCACUCCUGCUGUGCAAGUUUUGUGCUGAAAGGUGCUCAAUUUGGCCAGAUAGAACUGCGGGUCCUGCAAAACCUGAAAGCCCUAAUGAUGGGCACAGAUGUAGAACAGAAGGUAGCCGCCACCCACUGUUUUGAGUUCAUCGUUUAUGCGAUGUAUGGGGACGAUUCAACCUCAGUGGCUCGAACUUGGUAUUUGCAAGCAGAAGCUAUCUUGCCGAAGAUCAAGCAAACCACAGCUUUUGUCAAGUGCUCGAGAGAACGUGCUGGACACAUAAGUUAAAUACCACUGCAGCACACCGGACAGAAGCGAACAUUUUUGCUGUGGUAGAUUCACGAGCCGGAAAACCGCAUGGAGGGCCAUCAACAUUUGUCUUCUUCGCAAUCUUAGGACCUAUGCCCGAAACUUUGUUGGGGCCCUGCACGAGCUCGCGCGCGCUCGUGAUGCCGUACGGCAGGUAGAAAACCGCGUCGGCCGCGCGGCGCAGGGCUAUGCGCCAACCCGGCCAUUGUUCGGCGAGGUCGAUGAGCAUCUCGUAGAUAUCAUUGUUCUGCGUGGUGCAGAAUUCGUCGUCGUCCUUGGAUGACUCCUCCUCGGACUCCUCAUAAUCCGAAUCCUCGGCGGAAUCGUAAUCGUCGUCGUCGCCGAUCAGGGGUUUGGUGGUCGUCUCGUAGACAGACUUCUAUCGCUUCUUGUCGCGGAACCCGUUCAAUUCCUCGAGGGCGUCGACGCGUUCAUCGUUCGCCUGCAUGAGGAGCUUCGUGAGUUGCUCGAUUUUUUCCCGAGACUCUCGAUUCUCGGUCCCGAGUUUGGUGACGUAUUCGGCGAUGGAUUC